CCCUUUUCACAGAAAGAGAGAGGGAGAGAAAGGAACGGGCGAUAGAUCGAGCGCGAUAUGGAGAAGGGAGAGUCGAGAACGGAGAAGCUUCCGGAGCUCUGCAUCGUACACGCCAUUUCCCUUACCUCGCCCCGGGUGGCGUCCCGCUUAUCCGCCGUCUCGACCACCUUCCGCGCCGCCGCCACCUCUGACACCGUCUGGGACCGCUUCCUGCCCUCCGAUUGGCAGUCGCUUGUCUCCCGCGCUGUCCAUCCCGUCGACUUCUCCUCCUUUUCCUCCAAGCGGGAUAUCUUCUUCCGCCUCUGCGAUCCCAUCCUCAUCGACGACGGCAAGAUGAGUUUCUCACUGGACAGAUCGAGCGGGGCCAAGUGCUACGUACUCUCCGCUAGGAAGCUGUCCAUUACGUGGGCAGAUGCUCCCUGGUAUUGGAAGUGGCGUUGUCUACCUGAAUCCAGGUUUGCGGACGUUGCUGAACUGCUCGACGUAUACUGGUUGGAGAUUCGUGGCAAGAUCGAAAGUAGAAUGCUUUCUCAGAAAACAGCCUAUGCUGCCUAUCUCAUCUACCGUACCUCUGAUGAGGCAUAUGGUCUCACCAAUCCAUCCCAAGAAGCAUCAGUGAAGGUUGGAGUGUAUACGUCGACGAAACUGGUGUGUUUGCUGCCUAUAGACAUACUCAGCGAAAGUGAUGCCCAUAGGGCCAGUCCUUCGUAUAAGUAUCAAAUAUGCUGCUGCUGCGAAGACUCAGAGGAAGCCGAAGAAGAGGAUGGAGACUCAGAGGAAGCCGAAGAAGUAGAUGGAGACUCAGAGGAAGCCGAAGAAGUAGAUGGAGACUCAGAGGAAGCCGAAGAAGAGGAUGGAGACUCAGAGGAAGCCGAAGAAGUAGACGAAGAAGUAGAUGGAGACUCAGAGGAAGCCGAAGAAGUAGAUGGAGACUCAGAGGAAGCCGAAGAAGUGGAUGGAGCCCCCAAGGCAAGGAACGAUGACUGGAUGGAACUGGAGCUGGGUGAAUUCUACACCGACGAAGGAGAUGAUGGGGAGGUUAACAUAAGCUUGUUGGAGGUGAAGGGAAACUACUUGAAGAGUGGUCUGAUCAUAGAGGGAAUCGAAAUAAGGCCUAAACAGUAGGUGAAAUCUUCGAGUGAUCAUAAAAAAUUUGUCUAUUUGUUUUCACUUUUGAUGAUCAAGAAGAUAUGUUGGAGGUUAAGUUUGCAA
Musa acuminata AAA Group (dessert banana) is the source of this 1212-nucleotide messenger RNA. RefSeq names its product F-box protein PP2-B10-like. The transcript has 3 exons. NCBI's taxonomy places the organism in Eukaryota, Viridiplantae, Streptophyta, Magnoliopsida, Zingiberales, Musaceae. Gene Ontology annotation, molecular function: protein binding. The record is from RefSeq and is a predicted model, not a curated record. The coding region runs from base 58 to 1125 and encodes 355 amino acids.